Molecule: messenger RNA, 654 nt
Organism: Etheostoma cragini (Arkansas darter)
Lineage: Eukaryota; Metazoa; Chordata; Actinopteri; Perciformes; Percidae
Product: ras-related protein ralB-B-like
Exons: 4
Biological process (GO): Ras protein signal transduction
Cellular component (GO): plasma membrane
Molecular function (GO): GTP binding; GTPase activity; GDP binding
Source: RefSeq, a predicted model, not a curated record
UCGCGAGACUACGAUCUUCGGCCGGAGCCCGUGUACAAGGUGGGGCAGAGUCUCCCGGUGAACUUGUAAAAGUUGAGUGUGUGUCGGUGUAUGGCGGAUUUCGCGAGUAACUUCUUAAAAACACGUUAGCGGUAGUCGGGCUGAGCUGUGAGCUGGACUGAGUCAGACCAGAGUCAUGGCCUCCGGCAAGAACAAGAACCAGACCUCUCUGGCUCUCCAUAAGGUGAUCAUGGUGGGCAGCGGUGGAGUCGGGAAGUCCGCCCUCACCCUACAGUUCAUGUACGACGAGUUUGUGGAGGACUACGAGCCCACCAAGGCCGACAGCUACAGGAAGAAGGUGGUGCUGGACGGCGAGGACGUCCAGAUUGACAUCCUGGACACGGCGGGUCAGGAGGACUACGCCGCCAUCAGGGACAACUACUUCCGCAGCGGAGAGGGCUUCCUGCUGCUGUUCUCCAUCACCGAGCACGAGUCCUUCACGGCCACGUCGGAGUUCAGGUCUGUGGACCCCUGCAACAAAUCAGAGAUAGACCUAGACCGUGCCAGAGAAAGUAGUUCCUCCGCCGUGCCGUGCCACGACCCCGCCGACACCCGCCCGGCAACGCCGUCGCCAAAGGCAACCACGCAGCCAACUGGCAUGCGCACAGCGCCGAG